CUCGCUGCCGCGCGCGUGCCCGCCCGCCCCCUCGGGGGGCUGCGGGACAAGUUCGACUCCUGGCCUGGCGUCGCCUGCCGGAGAGGAGUGGCUCGGCCCGGGAGGGCUGCUGCGCGGGGCGCCGCUGUGGGGAAGGGGCUGCGGGCGCGCGCGGGGCCGAGCAUCCCUCCGCCGAGCUCGCCCGCCCGCGCCCCGCGCCGCCUCCCCGCCCGCCGCCCCGCGCCACAGUGACCCCGGGCCUCCCUCCCCACCCCGCUCGGACUUCCAAUAGCAGUCAGACACUGUCAUCCUGCCAUACUAUGGAGCCAUGUUCAUCAGAUGAAUUCUUCCAAGCCCUUAACCAUGCAGAGCAAACAUUUAAAAAAAUGGAGAACUACUUGAGACAUAAGCAACUGUAAUUAGUCGCUGGCGAUCGCAGGAUUCCGGCUCACAGACUGGUGCUCUCCUCCGUCUCGGAUUAUUUCGCUGCUAUGUUUACUAAUGAUGUCAGGGAGGCAAGGCAAGAAGAAAUAAAGAUGGAAGGUGUGGAACCGAACUCACUGUGGUCCUUAAUUCAGUACGCAUACACAGGCCGCCUUGAACUAAAAGAAGACAACAUCGAGUGCCUGCUGUCUACUGCGUGCCUUCUGCAGCUCUCCCAGGUUGUGAAAGCAUGCUGUAAGUUUCUCAUGAAGCAGCUUCACCCGUCCAACUGCCUUGGAAUCCGUUCUUUUGCCGAUGCCCAGGGCUGCACAGAUUUGCAUAAGGUGGCCCACAAUUACACUAUGGAACAUUUUAUGGACGUAAUCAGAAACCAGGAGUUUGUCUUACUCCCAGCCAAUGAAAUCGCAAAGCUCUUGGCCAGUGAUGACAUGAACAUCCCUAAUGAGGAGACAAUACUCAACGCUCUUCUUACGUGGGUCCGGCACGAUUUGGAGCAGAGGCGGAAAGAUCUCAGUAAACUCUUGGCUUAUAUUAGGCUACCUCUCCUUGCACCACAGUUCCUGGCAGACAUGGAAAACAAUGCACUUUUUCGGGAUGACAUAGAAUGUCAGAAACUCAUUAUGGAAGCAAUGAAGUAUCGCUUAUUACCUGAGAGACGACCCAUGUUGCAGAGUCCUCGGACGAAACCUCGCAAGUCGACUGUUGGAACACUGUUUGCAGUUGGCGGGAUGGAUUCAACAAAAGGAGCAACAAGCAUUGAGAAGUACGACCUCCGUACAAAUAUGUGGACGCCCGUAGCAAACAUGAACGGGAGGAGACUGCAGUUCGGUGUCGCGGUGUUAGAUGACAAACUGUACGUGGUUGGAGGGCGCGACGGACUGAAGACUUUGAACACGGUAGAGUGCUACAACCCCAAAACGAAGUCCUGGAGUGUGAUGCUGCCUAUGUCCACACAUAGGCAUGGGCUUGGCGUGGCCGUGUUGGAAGGCCCCAUGUACGCGGUAGGAGGGCAUGAUGGCUGGAGCUAUCUGAACACUGUGGAGCGAUGGGACCCUCAGACUCGCCAGUGGAAUUUUGUUGCCACUAUGUCCACCCCACACACAGUAGGUGUGGCUGUACUAAGUGGAAAACUUUAUGCAGUUGGUGGCCGCGAUGGGAGUUCUUGCCUCAAGUCAGUAGAGUGCUUUGAUCCUCACACUAACAAGUGGACCCCGUGUGCCCAGAUGUCGAAAAGGAGAGGUGGCGUAGGUGUGACAACCUGGAACGGACUGCUGUAUGCGAUCGGAGGACACGAUGCUCCCACAUCCAACUUGACUUCCAGACUUUCCGACUGUGUGGAGAGAUAUGAUCCCAAAACAGACAUGUGGACUGCAGUGGCGUCCAUGAGCAUCAGCAGAGACGCAGUGGGGGUCUGUUUGCUUGGGGACAAGCUGUAUGCUGUCGGGGGUUAUGAUGGGCAGACCUACCUGAACAUAGUGGAGGCUUACGAUCCCCAGACGAACAAAUGGACCCAGGUUGCCCCACUGUGCCUAGGAAGAGCUGGAGCAUGCGUUGUGACUGUAAAGAUAUGACUUCUUGCUUUGUCCUCUAAAUGACGGUACCCUCUCCUACCAGUGGAUUCAUUUGCAGUGACCGUGCAACGCCACAUUCCUAGGCACAAAGUGUCUCAUUUCUAAAUGGAGAUGUUGAAACAAUGGAGGAAGGAAUGGAUGGACCAGGAUGAGAUGCUUCAUCGCUUAGCAAAUUAAAGCUACAGCUGGUGGACUGGAGUCCCACCUCCGGAUAAACAAUAUGAAGACAAGUGCACUGCCCCAGAACAAUCCAGCACUAACUGGGAAUUUCAUCUCUCUUUAGUCGGGCACAUUUUAUUCACGCUGUCCAGAGUUAUGACAAUACAGACAUAUGAACUUCUAAAAUACUACUUUAUAAGUUUAUCAUACACGAACUUC
Molecule: messenger RNA, 2372 nt
Organism: Alexandromys fortis (reed vole)
Lineage: Eukaryota; Metazoa; Chordata; Mammalia; Rodentia; Cricetidae
Product: kelch-like protein 5
Molecular function (GO): protein binding
Source: RefSeq, a predicted model, not a curated record